This is a messenger RNA of Petromyzon marinus (sea lamprey), 3410 nucleotides long. Lineage: Eukaryota; Metazoa; Chordata; Hyperoartia; Petromyzontiformes; Petromyzontidae. The record is from RefSeq and is a predicted model, not a curated record.
AAACACCGUGGCACGCCUGGGACUUUGCUGCGGCACACUGAUUGCCAGGCACUGGUUUUUGGGGAUACAGGAUUAUGACUAAUUGUCUCACUUUGUAACUUCAUUUGUUUCUUUAGGCCACUGAAUGGAAUUGAGAGGAAAGCAAAUUCGUAUUCUAUUGUGGAAUGUGAUCAAGCCAGGAAAGAAUUGUCUGUAAAGUUGAAUGUCCCACUUGGAGAAAAGUCUUCAAAGAAGACCUAUACGUAUGACAUGGUCUUUGGUCCUGCAGCAAAACAAAUAGAAAUUUACAAGAGUGUGGUUUAUCCAAUUUUGGAUGAAGUUAUCUUAGGUUACAACUGCACAGUAUUUGCUUAUGGACAGACUGGUACAGGGAAAACCUUCACAAUGGAAGGGGAAAGGUCACCAAAUGACGAAUUCACCUGGGAAGAGGAUCCUCUGGCUGGGGUCAUCCCAAGGACCCUCCACCAAAUCUUUGAAAAACUCACCAGCCUUGGGGUUGAGUUUUCGGUAAAGGUCUCUCUGCUGGAAAUCUACAACGAAGAGCUUUUUGACUUGCUUAGCUCCAGCCCAGACAUCGGAGAGAGGCUUCAAAUGUUUGAUGACCCUCGCAGUAAGGGAGCAGUGCUGAUUAAGGGCUUGGAGGAGGUGACGGUCCACAACAAGGAUGAGGUCUACCACAUCCUGGAGCAUGGUGCUGCCAAGCGACGAACCGCCUCCACUCUGAUGAAUGCCUACUCCAGCCGAUCCCACUCGGUGUUUUCCAUCACCAUACACAUGAAGGAGACCAUGAUGGAUGGGGAAGAGCUUGUGAAGAUUGGCAAGCUAAAUAUGGUGGACCUUGCCGGCAGCGAGAAUAUUGGGCGCUCGGGAGCAGUGGACAAGCGUGCUCGCGAGGCCGGGAACAUCAACCAGUCUCUGCUCACCCUCGGAAGAGUGAUCACCGCACUCGUGGAGAGGACUCCACACAUUCCUUACAGGGAGUCAAAGCUGACCCGGCUCCUGCAGGACUCCCUGGGUGGUCGAACCAAAACCUCCAUCAUCGCCACCAUUUCUCCAGCGGCAGUCAACAUUGAGGAGACUCUGAGCACUCUAGAGUAUGCAGCGCGUGCCAAAAACAUCAUGAACAAGCCCGAGGUCAACCAGAAACUCACAAAAAAGGCACUCAUCAAGGAAUACACCGACGAAAUUGAACGGCUCAAGAAGGAACUUUCUUCGGCACGAGAUAAGAAUGGCGUCUACCUUCCUGUGGACAGCUAUGAAGCAAUGCAGGGCAAACUGACUGGUCAAGAACAGCUCCUCUUAGAAUCCAAUGAAAAAAUAUCCACGAUUGAAGAAGAAAUUAAAAAGGUGACAGAGCUGUUCACGGACUCCCAAAAAGAGCUGAACGAGAAGACUGCGUGCCUGGAGCAAUGCCAGAUGCAGCUUCAAGGUACUUUCCAAGACCUGAGCCAAGUUCGGAGCCAGCUGCAAGUCUCAUCCCUACUGGUCGAGGAGCACCGUAGCACAGAGGAGAAACUCUACAAGACGGCGAACCAGUUGCUACUCACAGCAGAUGAAACCACCGAGGAUCUGCAAGGCCUGCAAAUGAAGCUGCACAGGAAGACCGUCGUAGAGACUCACAAUGAAAUGGUGUCCACCAUCUUCAGCCAACAGAUUGAGCAACUUUUUACUGAGGCCAAAGGGAAGAUGCAGAAGCAGAGAGACUUACAGUGCAGCAUAGUCGACUCUUACACUGCUUCUUUGGACGACGUCGUGAAGGCCGGCUCGCACACUCUGCAGGGGGUGUUGGAGGAGGUAGAGGGCUCGGUGACCUCCCUCAAAGAGUUCAUGCAGGCUCGACUCGCACAGUUUGUCCAGACGCUUCAUGAGCAGAAGGAGAUCAGUAAGAGUGGCGGUUCCCAAUUGGACCACACUCUCAAACGUUACGUGGAGGAUGUUGAUGAAAUGAUGCAGAACACGUUGCUUCCCACUUUCACAUCGUUACAUGAACUCAACAUGCACAAUAAGAAGGUUUUUCAAAAUUUGCAAACAACUACAGCAAAGGCUGAAGGGGUUAAAGACACAUUGAGAACGUUUACGUCCAACCUUGUUGGAAUUCUAGAGAAACUUCGUCUUGACGCCGAUUCAUCAAUCAAGCGGCUGGCAGAGGAGAAUUCUCUUUUGAAACAGCAACUGAAACUUCAAAGAAAACAGCAAGCACAGGAAAUUCGGAAUGUGAUGCAAACUCUUAAUGCAGAGCUGACCUCUUUGGAUAGUCAAGCAGAGGAUGGAGUUGCCAGCAUGUUGCACUGUGCGGACAAUGUUGACACAAUCCUGGGAAACCUCCACAACACUAUAAGGAGUGAUUUGCAGAAUGGAGCUGACUUGACAAAGGUGUGUGGGACAAGCAUGAUUGACAGCUUGAGUGGUGUGCAUGGGGAGAUGCAUGAUAUGAGUAAGGCAGGCACAGCGCAGUCUGACUUGGCUGCAGAAAAGCAACUAUCCCUGUGUGCCGAGUUGAACCGGCUCCAUGCCUCAUCGCACAACUCCUACGACCAUCAGCAACGUCAGCUGCAACAAGUGAUGUCGCAUCAAGAGACGUCCUUCCAGGAAAACAAGAAUGCCUGGGAAGCCUCACAAAAGGAUUUAGGAACUAGAAUGGAUGCAGUUAGAGGAGCGUGGAGCUGCCAUUUGCAGAAACACGAGUUGCAGCUGCGGACCGCAAUCGUGAAUCUGCAGAGGCAAAUGGAAGGUGAUCGGGAGGCUGUGAGCCAGCUCUCGAGAGUCCUGGAGGAGAAUAGCAACACAUGCCUCCAGACGAUCAAACAAUUCUUCCAUGAUGACUUCAAGAAGGACAUUCCUACAGGCACAACUCCCCAGCGUAAGGAGUACCGGUACCCACGGGUUCUGCAGCGAACGGAACCGCACGAUGUGCUGGUUGAGAAGUUCCAGCAGCAGGUGGACACGUUUCAUCGUGGAGAACCACUCCCAGCUCAAGAAAUACGCAUUGACAAUGUAGAAGAAAGUGAUAGUUUUGAGGAAGAGUCAACGGAGAAGUCCGAUAUCGAUGAAGAUGUUCCUUCCGAAGACUCCUCUGGUCUUCCAUUCUUUCAGAGAGCAUCCAGAAACAAGAAGGACAAGGAGACCAAGAAGGACAAGGAGAACAAGGCAUUCUCCUCCUGCACGCCGAGCCUCCAGAACAAGAGCGACGGCUGCAACGACGUCGCGGAGACGGCCACGUUCAAGUCUAAAAUCCCUCUGCAAAUCCAUAACAACUAGUGGCCAUAGGCUCACUCUGGAGUACAAUCACAGGAUUGGUUUGUCAGUAUAUGUUACAUUUUGUAUCGUUACAUAUUAACUGAACGUAACAUGGUGUAGUGUUGGCAUUUGAAAAGUUUUUUUAACAAUACCUUUAAUACCUUCCUAUGUUU